CACCCUGUCGAGCCCUGUGCCGUGGGAGCAGGGACAGUGGCAGCUGUGAGAGCAGCAUGCUGGCCAGGGGGCUUCCCCUCCGCUCAGUUCUGGUCAAAGGCUACCAGCCCCUCCUGAGCACCCCGCGGGAGAGCCUGGGGCAUCUCAGGGUGCCCACUGACGAGGGAGCUGGCAUCUCCACUAAAACCCCUCGCCCCUUCAAUGAGAUCCCCUCCCCUGGUGACAAUGGCUGGCUUAACCUGUACCGUUUCUGGAGGGAGAACGGCCCACAGAAAAUACACUUUCACCAAGCCCAGAACUUCCAGAAGUAUGGCCCCAUUUACAGGGAGAAGCUCGGCAAUGUGGAGUCAGUUUACAUCAUUGACCCUGAGGACGUGGCCCUUGUCUUCAAGUUUGAGGGUCCCAACCCAGAACGCUACGACAUCCCGCCCUGGGUCGCCUAUCACCAGCAUUACCAGAAACCCAUUGGGGUCCUGUUUAAGAAGUCAGAAGCCUGGAAGAAAGACCGACUGGUCCUGAAUGCGGAGGUGAUGUCUCCAGAGGCCAUAAAGAACUUCAUUCCCCUGAUGGACACAGUGUCUCAGGACUUCGUGAGCGUCCUGCACAGGCGCAUCAAGCAGCAGGGCUCUGGAGAGUUCUCAGGGGACAUCAAGGAAGACCUGUUUCGCUUUGCCUUUGAGUCCAUCACCCAUGUCUUAUUUGGGGAGCGCCUGGGGAUGCUGGAGGAGACAGUGGACCCUGAGGCCCAGAAGUUCAUUGAUGCUGUCUACAAGAUGUUCCACACCAGCGUCCCCCUGCUCAACCUCCCCCCAGACCUGUUCCGUCUGCUCAGGACUAAGACCUGGAGGGACCACGUGGCUGCAUGGGAUGUAAUUUUCAAUAAAGCUGAAAAAUACACCCAGAAAUUCUAUGGGGACCUGAGAUUAAAAACAGAAUUCACCGAUUAUCCAGGCAUCCUCUACCGUCUCUUGGGAAAUGACAAGCUUCUCUCAGAUGAUGUCAAGGGCAACGUUACGGAGAUGCUGGCAGGGGGCGUGGACACGACAUCCAUGACGCUGCAGUGGCACUUGUACGAGAUGGCACGCAGCCUGAAAGUGCAGGAGAUGCUACGGGAGGAGGUCCUGGCUGCCCGGCGCCAGGCCCAGGGAGACAUAAACACGAUGCUGCAGUUGGUCCCGCUCCUCAAAGCUAGCAUCAAGGAGACUCUGAGACUGCAUCCCAUCUCCGUGACCCUGCAGAGAUACCUUGCAAAUGACUUGGUUCUUCGAGGUUACAUGAUUCCUGCCAAGACAUUGGUGCAAGUGGCCAUCUACGCCAUGGGCCGAGAUCCCAACUACUUCUCAAAACCAAGCAAGUUUGACCCAACCCGGUGGCUGGGUAAAGACAGGGACCUCAUCCACUUCCGGAACCUGGGCUUUGGCUGGGGUCUGCGGCAGUGCGUGGGCCGGCGGAUCGCUGAGCUCGAGAUGACCGUCUUCCUUAUCCACAUUCUGGAGAACUUCAAGAUUGAAAUGCAGUAUCUCAAUGAUGUGGACAGCAUCUUCAGCCUCAUCCUGAUCCCCGACAAACCCAUCUUCCUCAUCUUCCGGCCCUUCAACCAGGACUCACACACGGCGUGAUCUGAGAGGGUGGCCACUGCUCUUCCUGUCAUCCAGGCUGGCAGGCAUGUGGGAGGGCGGCCCGAGGGGGUGGGGCCCAUGGGAGUGUCUGCACCUCCAGUGCUCCAUCCCCACCCCUGCUCCCUUCUGGCCAGCUCUGACCAAAUGGAGUUGGCACCCAGUGGUCAGCUGCUUCAGCUCAGCUGAGGCGCCCCUCUCUUCCCCCACCUCUUCCCCCUCAUUGUCCACCCCAUGAAGGCAAUAAAUGGCUGAACUA
Vicugna pacos (alpaca) is the source of this 1875-nucleotide messenger RNA. RefSeq names its product cytochrome P450 family 11 subfamily A member 1 (gene CYP11A1). The record is from RefSeq and is a predicted model, not a curated record. NCBI's taxonomy places the organism in Eukaryota, Metazoa, Chordata, Mammalia, Artiodactyla, Camelidae. Gene Ontology annotation, molecular function: cholesterol monooxygenase (side-chain-cleaving) activity; iron ion binding; heme binding. Gene Ontology annotation, biological process: glucocorticoid biosynthetic process; cortisol metabolic process; cellular response to peptide hormone stimulus. Gene Ontology annotation, cellular component: mitochondrial inner membrane.